GCAGAGGCUGCAGAGUGAAGCAGGUGCCGAACAUGGCGAGUCAGCCCGGAGCCGCUCUCCGCCUCUUUCUCCUGAUCAGCGGGCUCCGAGCCGGAUUACUCCAGCAAGGAGAGCGCCUGAACCUUGAGACAGAAAAUGUGACUGUGGUGGAGGGAGAAGUUGCAACCAUUAGUUGCCGGGUCAAGAACAAUGAUGAUUCUGUAAUCCAGUUGCUGAACCCAAAUCGACAAACCAUCUACUUCCGAGAUUUCAGACCCUUGAAGGACUCAAGAUUUCAGCUGGUGAACUUCUCCAGUAGCGAAUUGAGGGUUUCUCUCACAAACGUGUCCAUCCACGAUGAGGGCCGAUACUUCUGCCAGCUCUACACAGACCCCCCACAGGAGGCGUAUACGACGAUUACUGUGCUUAUUCCACCAAACAACUUGGUGAUUGAUGUGCAGAAGGACACAUACAUAGAAGGUGACGAAGUAGAGAUGAACUGCACAGCCAUGGCCAGCAAACCAGCAGCAGUAAUACGCUGGUACAAGGGGAACCAGGAGCUGGAAGGCAGUAAAACAGAGGUGGAGGCCAUGGACAAUAAGAUGUUCAGAGUUCGCAGUCAAAUAUCAGUCACCGUUCUUCGAGAAGAUGAUGAGGUUCCCUUUGUGUGUCUCGUUGACCAUCCAGCUGUGAAAGACCUGGAGACCCGACAGUACAUUGAUGUGCAAUAUAAACCUGUGGUGAUGGUGUCGUUGGUUUAUCCUCAGGGUCUUACCAGGGAAGGGGAACCUCUUGAGCUAUCCUGCAGAGCAGUUGGUAAACCCAGACCAGACAAAGUCACGUGGGUGAGAGUAGAUGAUGAACUUCCCCAGCAUGUCAUCAUCGAUGAUGAAAAGCUCUACAUCAGCAGCCUAAACAAGACAGAUAAUGGCACGUACAGGUGCGAGGCCUCCAACAGCGUGGGCAGCUCAUCAGCCGAAUACACGCUCUAUGUGUAUGAUCCCCCCACCACCCCCCCACCACCCACAACAACCACCACUACCACCACAACUACCACACCCUCCACCGCCCCAGACGCAAGUGCAACGACAGAGCCUGCAGUUCACGAUACCCGGGCAGCAGAAGAAGGUCCUCUAGGUGUAGACCAUGCGGUAAUUGGGGGAGUUGUUGCUGUUGUUGUCUUUGCUAUGCUUUGCCUUCUCAUCAUCCUGGGACGUUACUUUGCUCGGCAUAAAGGAACAUACUUCACCCAUGAAGCCAAAGGCGCUGAUGACGCAGCAGAUGCAGAUACUGCAAUCAUCAAUGCAGAGGGUGGGCAGAACAGCUGUGAAGAGAAGAAGGAAUAUUUUAUCUAGCCUGGCCUUGUUGAAGGGUGCGAGUUCUCUUCAGACUCACUGCCCUUAGGGAGAAGGACCUUCCAACGUCUUGCGUUUUUUUUUUAUCAUUUGGUUUUGGAGCGGAUGGAGGAGCGGGGGACCCAUCUGGUAUAAAGUGAUUGCCCCACAACACUCUCUGCUUUUAUUGUUUGCCACUUUCCUUUCAUGGGAAUAACAGGAGCUUGAAAUGCUUGUUUUUAUUUUGUGGUGGGGUGGGGGGGGUAGGGUUGCAAGUAAAACAUGGAUUCUGGGCUCUUCAGUGCAGGAGGAUGCUGUAUGCAGAUCUUUCUGCACCCAUAUUUCACAGGCUCCUUGUCCACUGAAGAGACCUAUUUAUCAUCUGCAGACAAUUUGGUGCCUUGCUUGUUUUUUUUUUUUUAUUUCACUUUCCCGAGAAGUUCUUGUUGUGUUCCCGGCUGGUUUUCGUGUCACUUCCUGCUGGGGUGCUUUAUAUUCUUGUCUUGUGCCAUUUCCUUCUGAGCGUUCUCUUAUGUUUUGUCUAUCUCAUUACACUUCCCAUUAGGGCUGCUUUUCCAUAUCAUCUGAUUGUGGCCGUGUAACUGUCCUUUUGGUUUGUUGUGCAUCCGCUUCAUCCUCGCUGCUUUUUAUAAGAGCUUUUUCCUGUAAAAAAAAACCAUUCCUGUAGUCCAUUCCUACCCACCUGUUGCCUGCUCUUGUGUGUCCUCAUGUCACCUUCUAUAGGGACUGUCCACGUCGUAUAGUUUUUCCAGUCCAUUACGUUUCAUCCUGUUUGCCUUCUGGCUGAUCCAUUCUCAUUGUGUUCAUUCUGCCUGUAUCUUCACUCUCCAACUCUUCAUCUUGGUCCUUUUUCUGUGUGUCCCUUUCUGGGCAUCGAGCGUGUUAUAUGGAGGAGUCAUUCUGCUCUUCUCUGGGAAGUGAAUUUUGCCUCGCUUAAUUAACAAACAGUAAAAAAAAAAAAAAAAGAGAGAGACUUUACAGAAGCAACUGCACUUCAGGCAUGAGGAAGCUCCUACAACUUCAUCCCCCACCCCACCUCGGACAGUUGGUGGAAAUACAAGCGGAUGUGCCUUUUUAUUCACAAGGGAGCAAGCUGGAGGAAAAAGAGGGGGUGUACAUGGGGAAAAAAAAUUCCUUCUGCUCUGAAAAAUCAAAUUUCCAAUAUUUUCCAAACUCAUAGAAAGCCCUUCUUUUUCCCAUCUCCGUCUGUUCCGUCUUUCUACCUCCUUUACCUUUUUAUCCUUUUCAUUGAUCUCAUGCCUUUGUCACUGCAAGUUAUUUUUUUUCUCAAAUCUGGCAUUCCUCGCUUCAUUCUUUUCUUCCACAAAAAUCUUCCUCUCUCAGUGCUGUCUCUUAGUACAGGGCUGUGAUGUCACUACAGUGUUUCUACACUGCACAGCUGUACCCUCCUGCCACUUUGUUUGAAAUAUAUGGUAGUAAAAGUGCGCAGUACAGCAACCUGCGAAACCGAGGCAUUCAACUCUUCACAUAACUCUACUAAGAGCCGCCUGUAUUAUAUAAUCUGUAAUAUUAUUGUGUUGUCUGAAGGGUUCAGUCUGAAGUUGUCAAACUGUAAAACAAUGAGAUGUCAUUGCUGCUAUAGAAGGUGUUAGCAGGGUAAGUGCGUUGCUUUCUUGUCAAUCCCACUGUAUUUUGCUGAGUAGAUCUGCACCUAUAUCGUCUUACAAAAUUUGAAAUGUAGGGGUUAUUUUAAGAUGGCUGCCGAGCUGACUCGUAUGUUUUCUCUUAUGUAUGUGUUAAGAAAGAAUUAAGAUUUAUUUUUUAUUUAAAAAAAAGGGUAUUUUAAGGUUGAAUUCCCCCAGUCCUAAGUAGCAUUGUCAAGGUAGAGUGUCCUAGCUUGACCCAUCACCUAUGUGUAUGUGUGCACUACCAUAGGAGCCAUUUUCAUUUCAAUACCUUCCUCAUCACUCUUUUGGCCUCAACCCACAUAUCAAACACACAGGGACCCAAACUUAUACAAUAUAUUAUACCGUGCGUAGGCCGAGGCAUAAGUAAAAUGAAGAAACUCACCAUGAAUGAGCAAGUCUAGGGGUAUCUCGACUCAAUAUAGCCUUCCAUACUUAACCAGAACUGGAUCUCCACUCGGAAAAGAUAAAAAUAUUGACCAAAAUAAUUUUUUGUUCUUCGACUGAGAUUCGGUCAUCUUUUCAGUGGGAAGAAAUAUUUAAGACCACGCAAAGCUGAGAUUCGGUCGUUUAAACAAGCCAAGACACUCAUUCUCACAUUCACGUGCGACAGAUUCAUGCUUACAGCCCUUGUCCUAAAAAUUCUAUCAUGGAUCAUGUAUCGUUCAGAAAACUGACCACAUCUUUGUGGCCACUGUUGGAUUGUCCACUUUUGAAGAUGUCUAAUCAAAAACAUAGGCAAACAGUUUGUGAUUUUUGAUAGAUUUUUUUCUGUUUUUGUUUCAUAAGAUCUCGUUUAUCCAGAAAUUGUGAUGAUUUGCAGAUUUAUUUUCUAUUAGGAAGUGUUUAAGGGGAAGCAAAUGGAGGUUACAGACAUGGUCUUUAUCAUUGAUGUGUUUUGAUUGCAUAUCGACUGUUUUCUAGAUAUUUGUAUGUUAUGAAAGAGUGAAAGAUUCUCUUUACGUAACAUUCUUCCAAUGGCUGUGGAUGAGUCAGAGUUUUACCUUGGAUCGGGUUCAUAUUUUAUUUUUGGACUCCUUUCUGUGAAUCUUCAGGUGAUCACACUAUAUGUCGCUUUAGGCAAUGUUUGCUAGCAUGAGCUGAAAUACAAAAAAAAAUAAAUAAAUGCUUUUUUCAAAGUGAAAUUGUGUACAGCGACGCCAUAAUCCUUGCUUAAGGGA
This is a messenger RNA of Bufo bufo (common toad), 4161 nucleotides long. RefSeq names its product cell adhesion molecule 1 (gene CADM1). The coding region runs from base 33 to 1334 and encodes 433 amino acids. Gene Ontology annotation, cellular component: synapse; plasma membrane; neuron projection. Gene Ontology annotation, biological process: cell recognition; detection of stimulus; susceptibility to natural killer cell mediated cytotoxicity. Gene Ontology annotation, molecular function: signaling receptor binding. The transcript is spliced from 11 exons. The record is from RefSeq and is a predicted model, not a curated record. Lineage: Eukaryota; Metazoa; Chordata; Amphibia; Anura; Bufonidae.